Messenger RNA from Lolium rigidum, 2544 nucleotides. RefSeq lists its product as uncharacterized. NCBI's taxonomy places the organism in Eukaryota, Viridiplantae, Streptophyta, Magnoliopsida, Poales, Poaceae. The record is from RefSeq and is a predicted model, not a curated record. The transcript has 5 exons. The coding region runs from base 1 to 2544 and encodes 847 amino acids.
AUGGUGGCUAAAAAGGGUGGAACAACAGUGGACGAAGGCAAGCGAGGUUUGUUCCAUUUGUUCAAAUGGAAGCACAAGUCCGCUAAGAUGUUAUUCUCUAGCUCUCCUGAGGGUGUUAAGCUUGCCAAUAGAACCAAAAAAUACUUCCCAUCUCAACAUCUCCAUACGAUUAAUGAAGUUGAAGAGGCCAUCAACAACAUCACCAACUAUGGUUGUGCAUCAUCAGUGACCAACGAGGAAGGUUGUGUGAUGAAGGCGCCUGGGGUAGUAGCUAGGCUCAUGGGCUUGGAUUCCAUGCCAUGUUCAGGUGCCCCAAAGUCUUAUUGCACCCCAUCCCACGACCAGUUUUCGUCGUUCCAAGAUACCCACAACCUCAAUAGCAACAUAGAGUACUCUAUGAAUGAUCACACCAGACACGGGUCACGAAUGGAUGAUGGUUAUAUACAUAAGGCUCCAUUGGAUUCAAGAGAUCAAAGCAUGCCAAGAAAAAUUAUUGAAAGGUUUGAGUUAGAAGCAUUGCCACAAAGUUCUAUCAAGCACCUUUCAAUGUCCCAUCGUAAGAUGGUGUCUCCAGUUGAGAAUCCGGGAUUCAAUUCAGCAAGAAAUGUAGCUCAAAUCAAGGAUGCAUACCCUAAGAUUGUCCAACCCAAUCAACAAAUGAGUUCACAGGAAAGAAGUAUUUUAUCCUUCCCUUCACGAAUGCCAUUCAAGGUUUCCGAACUUAGGCAGAGACAUGUGACUCCUGAGAGGAUGCUACCACAACAACGACAGUUUUCCAGAGCCACGACCGAGCUGAAAGAUAAGAAAUUUUGUACAGAGCAACACAUGGAUCAAAGUUCGAAUUGCGAAAAGGACAUUGUGAUGCCUUCAACUGAUUCUUAUCUUAUUAAAAACCCUAAUUUUGCAAAGGGCAACAAGAGGAAGUAUGUUUCUGUGGUGUCUCAUGCAAAGGUCAGUGUGCAAAAGACGGAAUGUUUUGAUGCUUCUAGAAGGAAUUUGGGGGUAUAUAAACACAAUGAUGAUGAGUCCAGAACAAUGCAAAAUUUCAUUACCGAGUCUGAACGCAACAUUUUUACUUACCCCAUUAUUUGUCAAAACAACCAUAAACAACAUUGUUUCGUGAGUACAGACAAGUUAGCACCAAUCAGAACAUUCUCGGCCCAACAAGGAAGAAAGGUGAUCGGAGGAGGUUCCACUUCUAGGAGGAUGGAGAUUGGAAGGAAAGCAGCUAAAGUUCAUGAAAGCAUGGACAUUAUGGGAAGCAUAAGUGGUGAUUGGGAAGGACCAAUGUCAUAUAACCAUGACUUCACACAAAAACAUAUGUUUACAAAAAGGAACUCCUCAAAUGAAAAAGUCAGAUAUGUGAGUGAAAAAACAACGGGUAAACCAAAGCAUGUACAGCCUCAUGUUGCUAUGUACAAGCACAUAAAGUGGACCAACGGUGCUAAAGAUAGUACAAACGGUGGGUCAUUUACCUUCACAUCAAACUUAGUUGCACCACCAUCAGGAGCAUCCAGAUUUGUCGGGAAGUCGGAUACAGGAAAUAAUUCUAGUGUGGAUGCCAUAAGAGAGAAAGGUUAUUCGGAUAAAAAUCCUGAAGGGUUAUCACUAAGCCUUCUACUGGAAAAUAAGCUGAAGGAGCUAACACUAAAGAAUGAUAUGUCCAUCAAUUUAACAAGGGGAGAGCAUUUUAUGCCUCCUGCUUCUACCUUAGAUGAAGAACCGGUGCCAGAUUGGGAUAUGGAAAGUGGAGUGUUCGACUUUAGCCCUGCUAGAGUAAAAUAUUCUCAAUAUGUUGACUAUUGCCAAUCAGCCCAAUCAUCAACCAAAGGACAAAUUCUUGGAUGCCAUAAGUUAGAGGUGGAGGAACCAGAAGAAUAUAUCAGUAUAAGCAACGCAAGGGAAGGAAGAUAUUCCGUGUGCUGUUGGUCUUCUGAGUGCUCAGACGGAAGUGAUGGGAGUAAAGCAGACUCAUCUUCAUUUCAAUUUGAGAACAUACCAAGGAAAUCAAUAGUCACAGAGGAGGAGUACAUCGGAUAUAUCCUAAGCAGCGUCAACCAUACCAAAGAUGAACCAGGGCCACUGUUCGUCAACCGGGAGGGCUUGGAUCUGGACCCUCUUCUCUUCGACACACUGGAGGAGGAAAUGAAUACAUUUACAGAAUGGAAGGGGCUUAUGAACGACAGAGUGUAUAGACGACUGUUGUUCGACUGCGUUAAUGAAUCUCUGGAGGCGAGACGCCUCGCUUACUUCCGGGAAGGAUAUGAAGCAUGGAGCGAAGGGAUCAUAGAUCUGAGCAGAGGCAUAGAAACUGAAGUCUGCGAUCAAAUCAGUGGUUGGAAGGGCAUGGGAGACCGGGCAGUGGAUGAGCUUAUUGAGAAAGACAUGAGCAGUGGGCUAGGCAGAUGGGUUGAUUUCAGGGUGGAGGCGUUCGAGGUCGGCAAGGAGCUGGAGAGGGAGAUAUUGAGCUCGCUGCUCGACGAGGUGAUCAGCGACGUCUGCGUGGGACUGGGAAGGCGUCAGCAGUGCCAACUUGAUAUUUGA